Molecule: messenger RNA, 789 nt
Organism: Rhinocladiella mackenziei CBS 650.93
Lineage: Eukaryota; Fungi; Ascomycota; Eurotiomycetes; Chaetothyriales; Herpotrichiellaceae
Exons: 3
Coding region: 1-789 (262 amino acids)
Cellular component (GO): endoplasmic reticulum membrane; endoplasmic reticulum
Source: RefSeq, a predicted model, not a curated record
AUGGGUCGAUUCUUGGAUCUUGCUCUUCUCCUCUUUGGUUUCCAGGCUGCAGGCAUCUUCGCCCAGGCCGACCCGGAAGAAGUCGAAAACUCCUCGACGAGCCCUUCUCUCGCUGUCUCCGUCGAAGCAUCUUUCCCUGAUGCAGAGAUCUUUGGAAUCAAGCUCGUCAAUGGUAAACCAACCGAGUCAACCCUUUCUUUCAUGAACGAAGAGCCGGACCCAAUUACUGUCCAAUUUGUUGGUGGCAGUUUGUGGACGUUCGAGGGUGCGACUCCUCGUAUCGUCCGAAACCUGACCUCGGCUCGAUAUGCGGUCGAGAUUCCUCCUGGCGAGAAGCAAAGCCUGCCCUACCGCUUCCAGACAAACAUGCAUCCUCAGGACCUGAGACUCAACCUGGCGGCCGUGGUCAGUUCGCAGUCUACCUUCUACACCUUACAGGCCUUCAACGGCACUGUCUCUAUUGUCGAACCAGAUGCUAGCAUCUUUGAUCCUCAAAUCCUCUUCCUGUACUUCUUCCUCCUCGCCUGCGCUGUCGGUGUCGGUUACUUCUUCUAUACUAUCUGGAUUGUGCCGUACUUUCCGCACAAACGCAGAAGUGGUGGCGGCAAGAAGUUUACCCCAAAGAAAACUGAUUCUGGAUCUGUUACAUCAGACAACGAGGGCGCGGGCGUUUCAACCGGCUCCACGACAUACAAAGAGGAAUGGAUCCCAAGCCACCAUAUCCAGCGUCCUGAGGCUCGUAGGGUAAAGAGUGGCGGAAGACCCAAAGGCCGUGGCAAGCCCGAGUAA